GAAAUCACAGAGGUAAUACAUUACAAGCUGGAUCUGUUCGUGCUGUUGGAAAGACAAUGGAGUAUAUCUUACCUUUUUUGACCACAUUUUUGAUAAUACCUUCUAUCCUUAACCUGUUCUCAGAAAUGCAACACCUCAGAUUUUUUUUACAUAUUUUGUCCAAGGAUUGUAGAGUUUCAGAAAUCCAUUUUGCAGCCUUUCAUAAACAACAAUAAUAUAAUUUCUGAAGGAAUUUUUUUGCGCGAGUACUAAUUUUUUCUACCUCGUUUUUGCAUAAUAGCAGUUACUUCUAGGUUGAUACAUAUUGUGGUCUUCUGUCUCUUUUUAUGUGUGUUUACAUUAGAGCCUGAUAGAUUCAGGAAGGCUUUAGAAUAUCCUAGAAUGUAUUUAGAAAAUCGCACGAAGAUACUAGGAUUUAUUACGUUAACUUUUAGGUGGUCUAAGCUGUUUUGCUUAGGUACUCUUACCUUCAGAUCAAUUUAAACUGGAAAAGCAAAGCAAGAGCUGUAACUCAGCCUUAUUACAAUCUUACAGGUCGCAACUGAAUAGGAAUUCAUGUUUUAUCCAGGAUUUACAGAAUGAAUGGGUAUCUAAAUCACUCCAUUUGAGAAUAAGUCUGGCAUAUGUUAUCAGCUUUAGUUGUGAGUUUCUUUAUUUUUUUUCCCUCCAAAUAAGCACUGUAGGUUUUAUUAUAUAAACUGUGUUCGGAGUUGAGGAAUCCUGUGACUACAGAUGCUGAGAAUGGAUUAUGAGAAACAGGACAGCAGAAAAUAGAGGAUUAUAAAAAACCUGCUAAUAUUUUAGUUAUGGGUGAAGGUCCUGAGCGAGGAAGAGUAAAAAUUGCUGACAUGGGCUUUGCCCGAUUAUUUAAUUCACCUCUGAAGCCUUUAGCAGACUUGGAUCCAGUAGUUGUAACCUUCUGGUAUCGAGCUCCAGAGUUGCUUCUUGGAGCAAGGCAUUAUACCAAAGCUAUUGAUAUUUGGGCCAUAGGGUGUAUAUUUGCAGAGCUGCUAACAUCAGAGCCAAUAUUCCAUUGUCGACAAGAAGAUAUCAAAACUAGUAAUCCUUAUCACCAUGACCAGCUGGACAGAAUAUUCAAUGUAAUGGGAUUUCCUGCAGAUAAAGAUUGGGAAGACAUAAAAAAGAUGCCAGAACAUUCAACCUUAAUGAAAGAUUUCCGGAGAAACACGUAUACCAACUGCAGCCUUAUCAAAUAUAUGGAAAAACAUAAAGUUAAACCAGAUAGUAAGGCAUUCCACUUGCUUCAGAAAUUGCUCACUAUGGAUCCAAUAAAGAGAAUUACCUCAGAACAGGCUAUGCAGGAUCCUUACUUCUUGGAAGAUCCUCUUCCCACAUCCGAUGUUUUUGCAGGUUGUCAAAUCCCUUACCCAAAACGAGAAUUUUUAACAGAAGAAGAACCAGAUGAUAAAGGAGACAAAAAGAACCAGCAGCAGCAGCAGGGCAAUAACCAUACUAAUGGAACUGGUCAUCCAGGGAACCAAGACAACAGUCACACACAGGGACCCCCACUGAAAAAAGUGAGAGUUGUUCCUCCUACCACUACCUCAGGUGGACUUAUUAUGACCUCAGACUAUCAGCGUUCCAACCCCCAUGCUGCCUACCCCAACCCCGGACCAAGCACAUCGCAGCCACAGAGCAGCAUGGGAUACUCAGCUACCUCCCAGCAGCCGCCGCAGUACUCGCACCAGACCCACCGGUACUGAGCCGCACCCGGUGCCGUCGAUGCGCUGUCGCUGAUGCUGCAGGACCGGCCGCAGCUGCGUGCCAGGAGCCCGGCUUGGGCCAGAGAAUGUACUGUACAACCACACCUCCCACCUGUCCCACCGCCACGAGCCACCCCCUGCCACGGGGCCGAGGGGGGGCUCCCACGUUGUACCUGGUUUUGGGGUUAGACUUGGAAAGAAAGUGCUAGCACGGUUUGUGUUGUGGAUAUGCUACUUCUGUAGUUUACUUGACAUGGUUCAGACUGACCGAUGCAUUUUUUUCAGUGACAGUCUGUAGCAGGUGAAGCUGUGAAAUGUGCUAGGGGCAAGCAUUUUUGUUGUCGUAUGUGGUGAAUUCUCUUGAUGUAACAACUUCAUCUGACCAAUAGUACAUGACAUCUUUAAACUGGUACUUGAAGCAUACAGUAUAUGUUACCACGGCAAAAAAGCAAACUAACCGUAACUCUCAGACAGUUUUGAUGGACAUUUAUUUUUAGUGACUUUUGUGGGUUGGUUCAUUUUCCAGCUAGAUCAAUGUUUUAUGACCGACAUGAUUGCUACAACGAGAUUUUUUUAAGAACAUGGAAGCGUUUGCAUUUUUUCCCAGCAAUUACAAGCGUCCCAAAGAUUUAUUUCCAACAUAAGUUUUUGUUUUUGUUUUGAAAUCUAUGACUUGACUGGUAUUAAAGCUGCUAUUUGAUAGUAAAAUAAGUAUGUUGUCAUUGAUAUAAACAUGUUUGGUUCAGCAAACAAACUAAAAUGAUUGUCAUAGACAGUGUUUUAUUUUUUUCCUGUUGGUGUUAAUGAUUUGUGAGCAUGCUUUGGGAUUAAAAAAGCAUGAGUGAUAUUUCCUAAAAAGGUGCGGCAUCCAUUCAGAUAUUUUGUCAUGAUUUUUGAGAACCAGCUUGGUGUAGUGGAUUUUAAAUUUUGUUCAGUUAAAUUUUUUUUAAUGUUCGCACGUUGUUUAGGGGUGCCAUUCCUACUGCAGAGGAACAAGAUGUUAGGAGAGCCUUAGAAUUUAUGAGGAAAAACUUACAUACAAUGUACUGUAUCAAACUAUUUUACAUGAAUGACACAAGUAUUCUGAGUAAAAAAGAAAAUCAAACAUUGUUAAAGCAAGGUGUUAUGUAAUAAAUUUAUUUUUCAUAAAUCUGCA
Lonchura striata (white-rumped munia) is the source of this 2880-nucleotide messenger RNA. The record is from RefSeq and is a predicted model, not a curated record. Lineage: Eukaryota; Metazoa; Chordata; Aves; Passeriformes; Estrildidae.